Molecule: messenger RNA, 774 nt
Organism: Corticium candelabrum
Lineage: Eukaryota; Metazoa; Porifera; Homoscleromorpha; Homosclerophorida; Plakinidae
Product: AP-3 complex subunit beta-1-like
Exons: 7
Coding region: 30-689 (219 amino acids)
Biological process (GO): vesicle-mediated transport; intracellular protein transport
Cellular component (GO): membrane coat
Source: RefSeq, a predicted model, not a curated record
UCACGUGCCUAAUCGUAUGAGAAAGCACCAUGGCAAGCGCGUCAGGAACUCCGUAUUCGAUGGAGGGAGGUCACGGGUCUUCAUCGAUUCAAGUUGACGAUGUUGAUCAAGAAGCGGCCGGUGGCUUCUUUAUGACGGAUACGACAAGGCUAGACGAACUGAAGACGCAUUUGGAUGGAAGCAAAGAUGGCCAGAAGUUGGAUGCAAUGAAAAAAAUCAUCGGAAUGAUUGCUAAAGGUCGCAAGGUAUCCGUUCUCUUUCCUUCUGUUGUUAAGAAUGUCGUGUCGAAGAACGCAGAAAUCAAAAAGCUAGUCUAUGUUUAUCUCGUUCGCUAUGCUGAGGAAGAGCAAGACUUGGCGUUGCUUUCUAUCAGCACCUUUCAGAAAGCAUUGAAAGAUCCUAAUCAGCUGAUUCGAGCUAGUGCUUUGAGGGUUUUAUCAAGCAUCAGGGUUCCUGUUAUAGUUCCCAUCAUGAUGCUGGCUCUCAAAGAGUGUGUAACUGACAUGUCAGCAUUUGUAAGGAAGACUGCAGCACAUGCCAUUCCCAAGUUAUACAGUCUUGAUCCUGAGCAAAAAGACAACUUGAUUGAAAUCAUAGAACGACUUCUCAAAGACAGGACAACAGUAAGGUUCUUGAAGUUGACACAGAAUUUAAAUGAGUGUUUUAGAUGGGUUGCACUUAUACUCUAAGCAAGCAGUUGUGACCAGGCCAGCUGUGGUCAGCUUGGUUUCAAGAUGUCAUGUAGAUGUGUGUUGAGUUGUGUGAAGCUGUGCU